AUGAUGUCUUCUUUAUCGCUAUAUACUGUUCAGGCUGUUUUAAUACUAGAUCAACAAGGAGAAAGAAUUUAUGCAAAAUAUUACCAACCUCCUCAUAGAACCGAUGACGGACACCAAUUGCUCUUCAAUUCCGUGAAGAAGCAAAAAGAGUUUGAGAAACAACUAUACCGUAAGACUCACAAGCAAGAUUCGGAGAUCUUGAUCUUCGAGGAUCGUUUAGUUCUUUACAAAGAAUACAUUGAUAUCACGAUAUAUUUAGUUGCUUCGCUGGAAGAGAAUGAAAUUGUUUUACAGCAAGGGUUUUCAGCAAUCAGAGGAGCUUUGGAUUUGAUUUUGAACUCAGGUCUGGACAAAAAAAACAUUCAAGAAAACUAUGAUAUGGUUUUAUUAGCUAUUGACGAAACCAUUGAUAAUGGUGUUAUCCUCGAAACUGACUCUAACACCAUUGCAUCCAGAGUUUCUAAACCACCCACAAACGAACCCCAAAUGGCAUUAGAUUUGGACAAGGGGUUCUUAGGCGCAUGGGGUUUUGCGAAGAGCAAGUUUCAAGAAAGGUUACAGCAAGGCUUAUGA
This is a messenger RNA of Saccharomyces paradoxus, 573 nucleotides long. RefSeq names its product coatomer subunit zeta (gene RET3). Gene Ontology annotation, biological process: intracellular protein transport; retrograde vesicle-mediated transport, Golgi to endoplasmic reticulum; intra-Golgi vesicle-mediated transport. The transcript has a single exon. Lineage: Eukaryota; Fungi; Ascomycota; Saccharomycetes; Saccharomycetales; Saccharomycetaceae. The record is from RefSeq and is a predicted model, not a curated record. Bases 1 to 573 code for a protein of 190 amino acids. Gene Ontology annotation, cellular component: COPI vesicle coat.